GCAUCAUGUUUCAGUAUCGAUGACUGAGGAGUUCAAAAUGACUUACAUCAACAGCUUCCUGUUGAUGAUUCGACAGCACUGAACUUGUCCGCCUUCACCAUGUCCGUGUAUCCCGAGGGAGACAGUCCUCUACUUCAGCUGCAGGAAGUGGACUCCAGCAGGUUGGGAGGUCAUGUCCUUUCUCCUGCCUUUAACUCCUCUUCUCCAUCUCUGCCGGUGGAGAGCCACCCCAUCUGCAUCCCAUCACCCUACACAGAUAUCGGCCAUGACUUCACCACUCUGCCCUUCUACAGUCCCGCUCUGCUGGGUUACGGCACAUCGCCUCUGUCUGACUGCCCAUCGGUGCGGCAGUCGCUAAGCCCCUCCCUCUAUUGGCCACCUCAUAGCCACGUUUCCUCAAUUGCAUUGCAUCAGCAACAGACUCGACUACAACAAAACCAUCCAACUGGUGGGAGUUGGGCAGAACUUACACCACAUGAUCACAGCGAAGAGGAAAACUGCAAACCUCUGGCGAAGAGGGUAGCAGAUGCAGAGGAGACUUCUACCUCUUUGAGAGGUAAAGCUGACAUGCACUACUGCGCCGUCUGUAGCGAUUAUGCCUCUGGGUAUCAUUAUGGCGUGUGGUCAUGUGAAGGAUGCAAAGCCUUCUUCAAGAGAAGUAUACAAGGACACAAUGACUACAUCUGCCCUGCCACCAACCAAUGCACCAUCGACAAGAACCGCCGCAAAAGUUGCCAGGCCUGCCGUCUACGAAAGUGUUAUGAAGUUGGAAUGAUGAAAUGUGGGUUACGCCGAGAUCGUGGCAGCUACCAACAAAGAGGAGCACAGCAGAAGCGAUUGGCGCGAUUCUCUGGCAGGAUGAGAACAUGUGGCCCGAGAUCCCAAGAAAUCAAAAGUGUCCCAUGUCCCCUCGGUGGAAAUAAGGUGGUUAGCAUAGCGUUGAGCCCUGAGGAACUAAUCGCUCGAAUCAUGGAUGCAGAGCCACCCGAGAUUUUCCUCAUGAAAGACGUGAAGAAGCCAUUCACUGAGGCCAAUGUCAUGAUGUCACUGACCAACCUGGCUGAUAAAGAGCUCGUUCACAUGAUCAGCUGGGCCAAGAAGAUCCCAGCGAGACUGCUAAAUGUCUUCGUGUUUGUCAGGGAUGAAUGCAGCUGUGUGCAAGGGUUUGUGGAGAUCUUUGAUAUGCUGCUGGCAGCCACGUCCAGGUUCAGAGAACUGAAGUUACAGAGAGAGGAAUAUGCGUGUCUCAAAGCCAUGAUCCUGCUCAACUCCAGUGAGUGUUCUUCUCAUUAUAACAAAGGCAUGGACCACCUCCACUGCAUGAAGAUGAAGAAGAUGGUUCCUCUGUAUGACCUGCUUCUGGAGAUGCUGGACGCUCAUAUCAUGCACGGCUCCCGUUUGUCUCACUCCGGCCCUCGAGCGGCUCCUGCUCCCAAAGAGAGCAACGCUGUCCAGGAG
Sinocyclocheilus grahami is the source of this 1458-nucleotide messenger RNA. RefSeq names its product estrogen receptor beta-1-like. The record is from RefSeq and is a predicted model, not a curated record. Gene Ontology annotation, molecular function: nuclear steroid receptor activity; steroid binding; zinc ion binding. The annotation marks the transcript as partial. The transcript has 6 exons. Gene Ontology annotation, biological process: regulation of DNA-templated transcription. Gene Ontology annotation, cellular component: nucleus. NCBI's taxonomy places the organism in Eukaryota, Metazoa, Chordata, Actinopteri, Cypriniformes, Cyprinidae.